Messenger RNA from Arvicola amphibius (Eurasian water vole), 3927 nucleotides. It is a transcript of the gene Pafah2, whose product is annotated as platelet activating factor acetylhydrolase 2. The record is from RefSeq and is a predicted model, not a curated record. The coding region runs from base 247 to 1419 and encodes 390 amino acids. NCBI's taxonomy places the organism in Eukaryota, Metazoa, Chordata, Mammalia, Rodentia, Cricetidae. Gene Ontology annotation, molecular function: 1-alkyl-2-acetylglycerophosphocholine esterase activity. The transcript has 12 exons.
CAAUCCUUCUAAGAUUGCUUCAGAGUGACCAGCUUGACUGGGACUGAUCUCAGCUGAGACCAAACCCUGACCCCGCCUCACCUUUGCAUCCCCUUCUCCGCUGGCUCCCAUAUCUACACAGCUGCCAAAUGCCAUUGAUUCUGCUCUUCUUGCCAUCGAUGAAUGUAGCUAGAUACUUGCUCCUGCCAGGUACUGUGCAAGGCAGCAAGUUCAGGACACCCAGGCUUUAAUCCCGCUGGUGAUGAGAUGGGGACCGGACAGUCUGUGUGCUUCCCAACCAUCUCGGGACCCCACCAUGUUGGCUGCACAGAUGUGAUGGAGGGUCAGAGUCCUGAGGGGAGCUUCUUCCGACUCUUCUACCCCUGCCAAGCAUCAGAGAAGUACGAGCAGCCACUGUGGAUUCCCCGCUAUGAGUACUGCUUGGGCCUGGCUGACUACCUGCAGUAUAACAAGCGCUGGGUGGGGUCUCUGUUCAACCUGGGCAUCGGAUCUUGUCGCUUGCCUGUUAGCUGGAAUGGCCCCUUUAAGACAAAGGAAUCUGGAUACCCCUUGAUCAUCUUGUCCCAUGGCCUAGGAGGCUUCAGGGCGCUGUACUCAGCCUUCAGCAUGGAGCUGGCCUCCCGGGGCUUCGUGGUUGCUCUCCCGGAGCACAGGGACCAGUCAGCUUCGACCACCUACUUCUGCAAGCAGACUCCACAAGAGAGCCAGCCCACUGAAUCACUGGAGGAGGAAUGGAUCCCCUUCCGCCGAAUCAAGGAAGGGGAGAAGGAGUUCCACGUCAGGAAUCCCCAGGUUCACCAGCGGGUGAGAGAGUGCGUGCGGGUGCUGCAGAUCCUGCAGGACGCCUCUGGUGGGAAGACGAUCCUCAACGUCUUUCCUGGUGGACUGGACCUGAUGACCCUGAAGGAUGGCAUCGACAUGAGCCGGGUGGCCGUGAUGGGACACUCCUUUGGAGGAGCUACAGCUGUUCUUGCUCUGACCCAGGAGGUCCGGUUUCGGUGCGCUGUGGCCCUGGAUGCCUGGAUGUUCCCUCUGGAACAUGACUUUUACCCCAAGGCCCGGGGCCCUGUGUUCUUUAUCAAUGCUGAGAAAUUCCAGACAGUGGAGAGCGUCAACUUGAUGAGGAAGAUAUGCGCCCAGGACGACCAGUCCAGGAUUGUGACUGUCCUCGGAGCUGUUCAUCGGAGUCAAACUGACUUUGCUUUCGUGACCGGCAACAUGCUUGCUAAAUUCUUAUCCAGUCACACUCGUGGGACCUUGGACCCUUAUGAAGGUCAGGAGGUUAUGGUGCGGGCCAUCUUGGCCUUCCUGCAGAAGCACCUUGACCUGAAGGAGGACUACGAUCAAUGGAACAGCUUCGUGGAAGGCAUCGGACCAGCGCUCAUUCGAGGGACCCCACCACAUCUGUCCAGUUUGUAGGCACAACUGGCCAUUUGUAGGUCGCUCGAACCGAGUUUCUCCGUAGGAGCCGCCCAAGGAUACUUGUAAUCUAGUGGCAGGAUCCUUUCUCAGAGAUUGAGAGGAUGUAAUCAGACUCCUGAUUGGGCAGCUGGGCCCUUUGCUCUUGGAAUCGUUGAUCUUACAGCUCAGAGCAGCUUGCGAACAAAUCAGUGGCUCAUAGGAAGCUGACAUUUUCCUCCCUCCCUCCCUCCCUCCUUCCCUCCCUCCCUCUCUCCCUCCCUUCCUCCUUUCCUUCCUUCCUUUCUUUUUCUUUUUUGUCAAAGACUUGUAUCCCAGACUGGCUUUGAACUUACUGUAUGAGGAUGACCCUCUUUCCGAGUGACACACAUUACCACUAUGCCUGGUCUUUAUCCAGUGCUGAGGAUCAAACCUGACUUGAGUUAAUGACUGUGAAGUAUUAGGUGCUGAGGAUCUCUUUCCGAUGACAGUCAUCGCCUCUGUCCCAGGGCCUGUUAACUUCAAAUAAGAACAGUGCCUAGCUGCUUGCCAGAGCGCUCUCUCUCUCUCUCUCUCUCUCUCUCUCUCUCUCUCUCUCUCUCUCUCUUUCUCUCUCUCUCUCUCGGCUUGGGGCAUUUCUUCUGUUCCAGACAUACAGUUACCAUGUGGAAUCAGGAGCAAUAGAUGCCAUUAUUGCUAGCCCCCACUUCCACCACAGUCCCCACACCCAGUAAUUUUGGUGUCCAGUGCUCACCUCAAGGAAAACGCGUGGAUCUGUGGUUGCUGCUCUGCACUGACUUUACAGUGAUUGCUGUAAAUGUUAGGCCACUGUAUUAACUGAGCCACAUCCCCAGCCCUUGGUGAGUUAACUUCCUGAGGCAGAACGAAGAGAAUAAGCCAUGGGGUGGGACUGUUUGAGCCCCUGGCCCCAGACUAAACCCAGUGAAGCCUGGAUGUGAAGACUUGACUGGGUGAGUCCAUUCCCUCAUCGUGGGCUAGCGUUGCCUCUUGAAUGCAAGCCAUCAUGCCAAAGGCCAGAGGGGAAGCCUUAGGGCCUGCAGCCCUGCCUGGUGUUCUCCACCUGCCACCUGUUGUCCUGGUGUUCUCCACCUGCCACCUGUUGUCCUAGUGUUCUCCACCUGCCAACUGUUGUCCUGGUGUUCUCCUGCCAGGUGUUUUCCACCUGCCACCUGUUCUCUUGGUGUUCUGCCUGGUGUUCUCCACCUGCCACCUAUUGUCCUGGUGUUCUCCACCUGCCACCUGUUGUCCUGGGGUUCUCCACCUGCCACCUGUUGUCCUGGGAUUCUCCACCUGCCACCUGUUCUCUUGGUGUUCUCCACCUGACACCUGUUGUCCUGGUGUUUCCCACCUGCCUCUGGUGAGGUGCAACAUGAGGUCACUCUCUGGUUUCUCACUUUUCACUCUCCCCGUUGUAUAAGAAACAGUAAUGGGCCCUCCGUCCUGUUACUCUUAGGAGCCCAUGCGGGGCGAACAUUGUCCUCAGAACCCAGAGAAAGACACAGACACUAAGGAGUCCCUCAGAAGCUGAGCGCCUUUUGAGGCGCCUUUGAGGUUUUGUGGGUGAAUCUUGUAGGAAACACUCUGAGGAGGUGGAGACAGGCUGUGGACUAUUAAUGGAGCCAAGCUGUCAUUUCCACAGGCCACAGAGGGCACUGGGUUGGUCAUCUUAGCUGCGGGAAUGUUCCUAGGGAGAUCUGAGGUCAGCUUGGUCUUGCCUCUUACCCCCUGUGCCAAAUAUGGGUGCUUUAGUCAUCUGGGUUUUUUUUUAAUUGGUUUAUGUUUUUGAGGCCAUCACCCCAGAUUUAAGAAACAGACAGACUCUGCAUCCCGUCCGUUGAAUAUUGAUGCUCAUGCUUGCCUAACGACAUGCUGUAAUCCGCAGUCUGUUUAAUCUGCAUUGGAGCAAGCCGGGGAGCGCUCUGGAAGUGGCUUCUCUUUGUUUCCCUUUGUUUGCUAGUCGUGUUGAACCACAUGGAAAAUCUUUGGGAAGAAAGGUAGUAUUCCCAGAGUUCCAAGCGCUGCGGGAAGGCCCACCUUGAACUGCAUCUCCGCCAUACAAGACAUGUAUGUCACCCGAGUCUAAGGAGGGAACCCUAGGAGGGCAAGUUCAGAAGGGAAGUGGAUCUCUGCACAGUAGUCCAGGGUCAGGGCCACCAAAGCAAGUCAUUCAGGAGGCUCCUUCUCAGAGGCGUGGGAGCCACACAGCUGGGCUUCACCCUGGCUCCACCACUACAGGAAUCAGGGCAGAUUCUGUUGUCUUCCCAACCUCAGCCCCCGCAUGUGAGGGCCUGUGUUACUGUUGGGAUAACUGAGUGAGGGGUUGCAUGACCCAUGGGUUAUGAAAGAUGCAUUUCCCACUUCCCACACUUUCUGAUUGUCUGUGUAUCCCAGUAAGAAUGAUCCACAUGAUCUCCAUCUUUCAAGAUUUGUUGAAACGUGAUUGUUAGCCCCCUUGAUGUCAACUCUGUCACUGUUCACUGUGCAAUUAAAGGGCCUGUCUAUUCUGAA